AUGUUGCAUAUCAACAAUUUCGAUCAAAAAACUGGUGAUUUUAAACCUUAUAAUGAUUUAAAUCAAUUUGAUGAUGACGAUCAACAUAGUGGCAAUAGUAAUCGAAGCAGUAUCGAUAUAGGUCCAAUGGAUACGUUCCUUCAUAAAAUUUACGCAUUCGUUCGUAAAUUUAUGGGAGAUGUUCCUUGGCUACGUGAUAAUUUCAUAUUGAAUUUUAAAAGAACAACAUCAAUUUCGAUGUAUUUUGAUAUUAGUUGCUAUGAAGUAUUAUCUGAUGCUGUUGAAAUUCGAAGGAAUCAACCAUCUUUAUUCUAUCCUUAA
This is a messenger RNA of Racocetra persica, 321 nucleotides long. NCBI's taxonomy places the organism in Eukaryota, Fungi, Glomeromycota, Glomeromycetes, Diversisporales, Gigasporaceae. The record is from the annotation of a GenBank genome assembly.